AUGUCUGCUUUUGAUGAUGACGAGGCUCUUUUCGAAGACAUUUACGACGACGAUACCACGACAACCAGCAAGGUCUCGGCUCCUGAGCCCGAAGCUUCUGCCAAAGUAGAAGAGUCCAAGCCCGUGGAUGCUUCUACCUCGGCACCUGCUGCUGAAGCUGCUGCGCCAGUUGCACCUCCUGCGCCCUCUGUUUCAGAUGCACCAUCUGACUCUGUGUCGUCUGCCACGGAGGCUAGAUCUGACUAUGGUUCUUCCAACCCAACCGAGGGUGCUCCGGCACAAGCUAAUGCUCCUCAACAGGAGCAAGCCCCUGCUGACAACCAAGGUUUCUACAACAAUAACUCUAACCAGUAUGGCAAUCAGCAGUUUGGCCAACAGCAGCAGCCUGGCAACAACUAUGACCAAUACAAUAACCAAGGCCAAGGAAACAACUCCGCACCUUAUGAAAACAACCAGCAAAACAACCAGCAGAACAACCAAUUCCGUCCCUCAAACAUGGGAAGAGACAGCGGUAAGAUGUUCAUUGGUGGUCUAAAUUGGGACACCACCGAAGAUGGAAUGAUCGCCUAUUUUUCCAAGUAUGGUGAGAUUUUGGACUUGACGAUCAUGAAGGAUUCUAACACCGGCAGAUCCAGAGGUUUUGGAUUCUUGACCUUCAAGGACCCAAAGUCUGUUGACGAGGUUAUCAAAAAAGACCACAUUUUGGACGGUAAGCUUAUCGAUCCCAAAAGAGCCAUUGCUAGAGAGGAGCAAGACAAGAUUGGAAAGAUUUUCGUCGGUGGAAUUGAUCCGCUUGUUAAUGAAAGGGACUUCAAUGACUUUUUCUCUCAGUUUGGUCGUAUCAUUGACGCCCAACUAAUGAUCGACAAAGACACUGGUAGAUCUAGAGGAUUUGGAUUCAUCACUUUUGAUUCCCCUGAGGCCGUCGACCGUUGUUGUGUCAACAAGUAUUUAACUUUGAAAGGCAGAGCUAUGGAAGUGAAAAGAGCAGAACCAAGGGGUCAGCACCAACAGAAUCAGCACCAGCAGCAGCAACAACAACAGCAGAUGCAAAGCCAGUAUGCUCCAUACGCUAAUGCAUACGGUCAAUAUCAAAUGCAAAUGAACAAUGGUAUGCCCUCCUUCCCUGGUGCCACGCCUCAAGCUAUGCAAGAGUACUGGCAAAAGAUGCAAUGGUACAUGUACCAACAACAGCAGCAGCAACAACAAUCUGGUGGUGAAAAUGAUCAGAAUGAAGGUAGCCACGAACAAGAGGAGGAGCCUUUGAAUCCUCAACAACAAGAGCAGCAGCAGCAACAACAACAACAACAGCAACAUCAGAAUUACAAGGAAGACUAUGACAGUCGUGGGCACACGCCCCUGGGCCCACUGGGAUCUCGCGACUCAAGAGCUCCAACUGGUCCUUCUGGUAGAUAUAAUGAUCGGGAACGUUCAAGACCCUCUCGUCCAGAUGGCCCUCGUGGAGAUGGCAGAAGAGGCAAACCGAAUGAUAGAGAUGACCGUCGGGUUAACUUCCCAAGAGGUCCAAGAGGAAGUGGCGGACCACCACCUCCAUCUGGUCCCUCCGGCCAAGGUGCGCCAUCGGGUCCUUCUGGCCAGAAGGGUUCCAGAAAAGAAAGGUUUCAUCCUUACGGGCGCAGAGGCAGAAGAUAG
Molecule: messenger RNA, 1653 nt
Organism: Australozyma saopauloensis
Lineage: Eukaryota; Fungi; Ascomycota; Pichiomycetes; Serinales; Metschnikowiaceae
Exons: 1
Coding region: 1-1653 (550 amino acids)
Biological process (GO): regulation of gene expression
Cellular component (GO): nucleoplasm; chromatin
Molecular function (GO): RNA binding
Source: RefSeq, a predicted model, not a curated record